AUUGGUUAUGGAAACAUGUAUCCAAGUCUCCUCUUUCUAAUGGUGAAAACCGCAGGUCUCUAUCUAUCUUCUACCAAAAGUUAUUCAAAAAGUGGCACUGUCUCUUGUAUUUUGGUAUGGAUAGUAGGACUAGCUUCUUUCUUUUCUUGCUUGUGAGUUACGAUAUAUUUUGCUCUUUUAAUUACUGCUUUAUAACUUCGCCCGUCAUAUAUUUAUCGGAAAAUAUAUUGUUAUAAGCGUUAUGUCAGUGGAAAAAAAUUUUAAUUACUAGCCUUUUAACCAUUCGACUAAUUAACGCAACCUUACGGACCUUCAGACCUUCUCUCUUGAAAUUUUUUCCGUCCUCCAUUUUCCUUUCCUCAUUGAAUACAAGCACUUUUGAUAAUCUUUAUUUUCGAUUAGUUCAUCUAUAAAGUGAAUGAAUGAGUGAAUUAACUGAUUCACCUAAAGUAAAUCAUCGCUCUUCCUGACUCUGCAGAUUUGAAAACGCAUCUUCACUGCGACUAAUAUUUUUCUCUCUUACAAACACGUCGGAAAGUGCAAAAAAGAUGCUUUUCCUUUCUUUCCGGUUUCUAGAACAAAAACAGUUUGAAAUAGAGAGUAGUUAUAAUUACUAAUGGGCGGGAAAGUAGUUGAUUUACAUCUAGUGAUUUACAAGUGUAGUUACGUAUGAAGGCUAUCUCACUCUAGGCUUUUGGGCAGGUAUGCAGAAAAGCCUAUAAUUCCAUUAAAGUUAAUUUUCUCAGCGAUUUUCUCCAAAUGUGUCCUCUUAUCUGGAGAAGUUCUUUUUGACGUUUCAACUGUUCACAUUGUUGAUGACCCCCAAAAAAUGUCAUUUUUUCGCAUACUGUAAGAGAAAUUCAGAAAGAACGAAAAAAGAAAAAAAAGAAAUUCUUAUGGAUGCAGAAUCGUUGUGUAUACCCUCUCUGUUAACACAAUAUUUAUAAGUACACGUUAUGUAAAGACUUCUAUGGUUAAAACUCGACUGAAAUUAAACUUUUAGAAAUUUAGAGUUUCUCAAAGAGAGCGAUAUUGAAAUUUCGUUUUUUAUUGUAGAUAAAGAACGAAAAAAGAUAACGAUGGCUGAAAUCGGUGAUCAUCAACCAUUUCAGUCUGAUACAACCGAUGAUAGUUGGCAAAAACAAAUUAGACCAACAUCUAAAGACUUUCCCAGUGACGAUGAAAAUGAUGACGGUAAUAAAAGUGAUGUAUGUUCAAAUGUGUCGACCGAUGAUGAUUUUUAUGAUGAAAUGAUGACAUUAUCAACAGAAAAACAAGAUCAUUUAAUUCCUGAUCGAUGUACCGAUCAAGUAGCUGCAUUAGAAAAUUUCAACAAAGUAUUUCAGCGUCGUUAUAAUUCUUGCCCGGUCAUUUAUAUCGGCUCGUUACAAGAAGCUGUUCAGGAAGCUUUCAAAGUACCAGUUUUCAAAGAUCGUCGUCCACUCUGCCUGUAUAUUCAUAAUGAUCAUAGCGUUUAUGCUAAUUUAUUUUGUUCACAGCUGCUUUGUUGUGAUAUUGUUAUUGAAUUUUUAUUAAAUAAUUAUGUGUUUUGGGCAUGGGAUAGUACAUUUGAAUCAAAUAAGAAAAUGUUUAUCGACUUGUGUCGUCAAGCAUUUGAUGCGAGCACAGCUGAUCGAUUUCGUUUGUUUAUGAAUAGUGUUGAUUGUUUCCCGUUGUUAGCUGUAUUCUAUCACGAUAAAUAUGGUGAAUAUGUCAUAUACAAAGUUGUUGAUGGGAAAAAAGUUUCUCUUGAUGACAUUGUUCAAGGAUUAAUAAGAGCCAAAGAUUUAUUUGAAAAAGGAGAACAAGACAUGGAAAAUUAUAAACUGCUUCCAAAAGAUGAGAUUUCAAUUCCAUUUUGUCAAUUUGGCAUAGAUAUGCAGACGAGUAGACAUCCUUCACAUCAAGCUUUUCCGCAAAAUAUGAAUCACAAAAUGGGUUUUCAAGUAUCUAAACAUCAUUUUAGUAUUAUGUCCCAAAGUUCUCUGUCAUCGAAUAGACAGUAUGGUAAUACAUUUUCACCAAGCAAUUUCUUGAUGAACAGAAAUUUAAAUGAUGACGAAGCGGAAGACUUUGACGAACAAGCGUUAGAUAACGAAGAUAUACCACAGAGACAGCACCAGCAAAAAGUAUAUAAUGAACAACAAAAAUCCGAUAAACAUGACGAUGAUGAUGAUGAUAAUGAGGACGAUGAUAAAACACCUAUAAAAUCAUCUGUUUGUUCAAUGUCAGAAUCACGUGAACAAAUUUUAGCGGAUUUUCAGGCAUGCACUGGACUGGAAAAUAUGGAAGAAUGUAUUCAUUGUUUAAAUCAAUAUGACUGGAAUUUAAUGAAUGCUGUACUUGCUGUUAAUCAAACAAUUGGUUCAUCUGGUACUGACAAUUUAUCUCCUCGAACAGCGGCUGCAAUUGCAGCAACCACCACCACCAUGCCUACAACUUCCCUUUCUAAGAAUACAAUUCUUAAAAUUCCUUCCAGUGACGACGAUGAAGAAGAACUGAAGGUAAUUAAAACAUAUCCAAGUAAUUCGACGACAACUCGUCGUUCAACAACAGAAGAAACAUCAUCGAAAGCAAAUAAAACUGCAUCGUUUUCUGUUACAUCGUUGAAAACACGUAAUUCUGGUGGUCGAACCAGGGACUUACGCUUUAGUGUUGAGUAUGGUGAUAGAACAGAAAAUAUAACAAUAUCCGAUCAAGACACUGUGUUUCAAUUAAAAGAAAAGAUUGCAAGAAAAUUAAAUAUACCAGCAAACAAACAAAAUUUUCUAAACUGGAAGCAUCGCCAUGAUGAUAAUAUGCGUCUAAAAGAGUUUAAUUUACCAACAGAUAAUGACAUACAUUUAGUAGCUAGUACAACAUCAACGAUAUCACAAACAAAUAGGCGACACGACAAUCAUACAACACCAUCAUUUUCUAAUUCUGAUUUUCCAAUAACAGUUUUAUGUAAUGAUAAAUCUGGACGAUCGAUUCCUUAUGAUUUACGCCUACCAGAAAAUACGACAAUCGCAGAGAUAAAAAAGAGAAUUGAACAACUUACUGAAUUACCAGUAAAAGAUCAAGAAUGGAGAGGCUUAAAUGGCAGCAAAGAUACGGACCCAUUAUAUUCGAGUGGUAUUAAACCAAAAGCGACAUUAUUAGUCCAACGUACAGCUAUUUCGCCAGUGAAAAUUGAUUCGAAGAAUUCACAUGCGUCCAAUAACAGUGAUGAUGAACAUUCAGUAAUGGAAAUUGAAGAUUCUGAUAAUACAUCAUUUGAUGACGUUAUGUUCACAUCGACACGUGAACCAUUGAUACCUGAUCGUUGUACGAACGAAUUGAGUGGUCUCGAAAAUUUUAUUCGUGUAUUUCAAAAACGUUAUAUGACAUCUGGUCCAAUAUUGUACAUGGGGUCAUUAGAAAGUGCUAUACAAGGUUCACUUUAUUCACCUAUUGGACAACGUCGUCCAUUAGCCAUUUAUUUACAUCAUGAUAGAAGUAUAUGUGCAAAUGUAUUUUGCUCUCAGGUACUUUGUUCAGAUACAAUUGUCGAAUAUUUGGAAAAUAAUUAUGUUCUAUGGGCAUGGGAUUUAACAUUUGAUUCAAAUCGUAUUAGGUUUAUAGAAUCAUUGAAAAAACAUGUUAGUACAGCUUAUGCUACGCGAUUUCAUACGAUGGAUAUUGAAAGUUUCCCGUUAAUUGUAAUUGUUGCAAGACAACGUGGAAAUCUAGAAGUAAUUAAUAUUAUCGAAGGAAACACAACACCCGAUGAAGUAUUGAAUAAUCUUAUACAAUCGCAUGAAAUAUUUGAAGAACAUCGAAGACGAGAUCUAAAGGAAGAGACAUCACGUGAAACACGAGAAAACUUAAAACGUCAACAAGAAGAAGAAUAUAAAGCAUCAUUAGCUGCAGAUUUUGCCAAACAAAAGCAACGGAUUGAAGAUGAAAAAAAAGUUAAAGAACAAGAAUAUGCUGAAGAACAUGAAAAAAACCAACGACUGGCCAUACAAAAACAAUGUCAAGCAAAAUUACCAGCUGAACCAAAUGAAAGUGAUAAAGAUAUAACAAAACUAAAGAUACGUUUACCAGACGAUAAAGACACACUCGUAAGACGAUUUCGAAUCAAAGACACAUUACAAACAUUAUUUGACUAUCUGACGAGUAAGGGUCAUAUGUUUGGUGAAUAUAAAUUAUUAUCCAUUCAUCCUCGACGAGAUUUAACAGCGUUGAAUAAAUCAGAUACACUGGAACAAUGGAAAUUAUAUCCGCAAGUUCAGUUGAUACUUGAAACAUUGUAA
Messenger RNA from Didymodactylos carnosus, 4277 nucleotides. Lineage: Eukaryota; Metazoa; Rotifera; Eurotatoria; Philodinida; Philodinidae. The record is from the annotation of a GenBank genome assembly.